AACGUAGAAAUUUGAAAUAAAAAAUAAAAUUAUAAAGUAUGUCUUUUGAAUAUGAUAAAUCAUUAUCAAAAAUAUCAUUAGAUUCAGCAGCAGAUCUUAAAUAUUUAUCAGUAAACUUUACCAAAACAAUUGAAGAAAAACUACAAAAACAUAUGCCUAAGAAUGUUUCAAACAAUUCGAAAGAUAUAUUAAGGGAAAAAGUAGAAAAUUUAUUGGAAAAUUUUAUAACGAGAACAUUUGAAUUAGCCAAACCAAACAUUAUAAUUAAUGGGAUUGAAGCACAAGAAACAAUAAUCGAUGAUUCAUCUACAAUUCUGGAACCAUUUAAUUAUGAUUUAAACAAUAAACUACAAUCGCUACAUAAUGAAAUUGAAGAAACAAUUCUAAAAACUACUCAACUGAGAAGAGAAAUACCAAGAAAAAUAUUUGAAUAUAAGAAUAGUCAAGAUAUAACUGAAAUAAAAAUAAAAUUUCCGGAGGAACCUUUAAUGAAAAGUAUAAAAACAGAACAUAUUAUAGAACCUGAAUUACAGCGUGGAGAUGAAAUCAGACAAGAAUAUUCCAAUGCAAUAUCUGUUAUGAAACAAUUAAAAACGUCAAUUCCAACUACAUGUGCUAAACUUGAAAAGUCUGUAGAAAUUAUAAAGCAUUUUUAUGAGAAUUAGAAUAUUAGACCAAUGAAAAAUAUCAAACUAUAAAAAUAUCUCAAA
Pneumocystis carinii B80 is the source of this 710-nucleotide messenger RNA. RefSeq lists its product as hypothetical. The transcript is spliced from 5 exons. Gene Ontology annotation, biological process: mitotic sister chromatid segregation. The record is from RefSeq and is a predicted model, not a curated record. Lineage: Eukaryota; Fungi; Ascomycota; Pneumocystomycetes; Pneumocystales; Pneumocystaceae. Gene Ontology annotation, cellular component: MIS12/MIND type complex; kinetochore. Bases 39 to 665 code for a protein of 208 amino acids.